Messenger RNA from Ramularia collo-cygni, 597 nucleotides. RefSeq lists its product as uncharacterized. The record is from RefSeq and is a predicted model, not a curated record. Bases 1 to 597 code for a protein of 198 amino acids. NCBI's taxonomy places the organism in Eukaryota, Fungi, Ascomycota, Dothideomycetes, Mycosphaerellales, Mycosphaerellaceae. The transcript has a single exon.
AUGGUCUCCUCCAAUCCGUAUCAGCUGCCCGUGCCAAGCGGUAGCCUCGACAGCACCGUCACACUCGAAUCGCGCAUCGAGUCUCUUCCGCAAGAGCUGCAAGACGAGAUUCUUCGCUUCACCAUUCUCGCUAUGCGUCCUGCAAGAGUGAGACUUGUGAACAAUGAAGCGACUCCUUCAAGCCACAGAUCCCACGGUGGCUGCACUGCAAUCAUCCCUCGAUUCCACCUCCAAGCCACACACCAAGACGACGAAUGCGGCGUUGUUUACAUUGACCAAAACUACAAGCCCUCGACUGCGCUUCAGAUCAAUCGCAAGAUCAGGCGCGACGUUGCGAAGAUGCUGUACUGGGACAUGGUCUUAUGUUACGACUUGUCCGCCCUAGCUAAAUGGCGACAGUGGUACAGAUCACUGUCUUUAGAGCAUUACGACAUGUUGCGAAUCAUUCCACUGCGCCYGAUGAUGGUGUUCCAUCCCUUCGUGCUCGCGGACAAGCCCACUCGGCUCUUUGCGAGGCGCUUCCGUGAAAGCGAUGGAGUGGUUGUGACAGUAAAGGCAUCGCGCGAUAGCCGAGGGAUGAAAGAUGAAGAUGCCUAA